AUGCAUCAAAUUGGAUUUGAGUAUAAAAUGAUCGAUCACAGAUUACGAUUAAUGGAAAGACAAGAUAUUGUUGAACAACGUAAAAAGUAUUUGAAACGAAAGAAAGAAAUUGAUGCCACCAAUAAAAAUGUCGUGUUUUUGGACGAAACUUGGGUCAAUAAAAAUCACCAAAAGCAGAAGGUUUGGACCGACGGCACCGUCAAAUCGAGACCAAAUUGCAAAAUCGGAAAGGGUGAUCGUUUAAUUAUCACGCACGCUGGAUCCAAGGACGGAUUCGUGCCGAAUGUUUUAAAUAUCUUUUGGUCAAAUACCGGACAAGCGGAUUACCAUCAAGACAUGAAUGCAGAAUAUUUUGAAAAAUGGUUUGUUGAGCAACUUUUAGUAUCAUUGGAAGAGCCAAGUGUCAUAAUUAUUGAUAAUGCCAAAUACCAUUCAAGGAGACUCGAUGCUGUACCUACGUCCAGUUCGAGAAAAGGCGUCAUAAUAGAAUGGCUAACCAGCAAAAAAAUCAAGUUCCCUCAAAAUGCAACCAAAGUUCAACUAUACGACAUAGUUAAAGCUUUUAAGCCAUUCAAUGUCGAGUACUAUAUUGACAAAAUUGCAGAAGAGUAUGGUCAUGAAGUUCUAAGGCUCCCUCCUUAUCAUUGGUUAACCCUUUACGAGCUUCAUGCUGCAAUAUUUGUGGCAUCACAACACAAAUUCAAAGCUGGUCUCAUGGAUAAGGAGGAGCUGAAAGAGAAAUUGGAGGUGGUAAUAAAUUUACUAACAGAAUCCAAGGAAAUUCUAGAGUUUGACAGUCCCAGCUCUGUCACUGGACACAUUGGAACCACGAUAGCCAAGAGUUUGGAAGCAGCGAACAACACGUCUGUGAAGCUGUACCUGGGUUUGAGUGCACUGCUGCAACCCACCGUCCAGCUUCCUACCGCCAACCGCCGCCUCUCUUCCUACCCGCAGAUGCCACUUCCAAAAAACCUUGUACAUCGACUUCUCUAA
Folsomia candida is the source of this 993-nucleotide messenger RNA. RefSeq lists its product as uncharacterized. Lineage: Eukaryota; Metazoa; Arthropoda; Collembola; Entomobryomorpha; Isotomidae. Gene Ontology annotation, molecular function: nucleic acid binding. The transcript is spliced from 5 exons. The record is from RefSeq and is a predicted model, not a curated record. The coding region runs from base 1 to 993 and encodes 330 amino acids.